AUGGGAAACAAUAUUGCUGAGAUGAGAUCUGAUGACGGAAAAGCGCUGCAUGAGGUUUGUACUAGGUUAUGGUUCACGAAAAAUCCGGAGCCACAAUGUACACCUGUACCCGUAUUUGUUCAAGCAAAUCAUCGCCGACUGUUCUUCGGCAACGUGUACAACACCACCGGAUACUAUUUCCUCAACGCCUACGUGUUUGCGGAAUAUUGCAUGUGCAGUUCAGGAAAAUGUUGUGGAGCAAUAGACUUUCGGGAGUAUAUGCUUAAUGCGGAUGCUUAUGUAUAUCGCCCUAUAAGUGAGGCAAACUUGUCAACCUCCGACGGCCCAUCCAUCUUCUCAGCUCUCGAAAGCUACUCAAAAACCAUUACUCCAAAACAGUUCAUGCGAACCGUGAUUAAUGAGAUGGCUACUGCGGAAAGAGAUGAACAGAAUUAUCAUGGAACUGUCACUUAG
This is a messenger RNA of Necator americanus (New World hookworm), 453 nucleotides long. RefSeq lists its product as uncharacterized. Bases 1 to 453 code for a protein of 150 amino acids. The record is from RefSeq and is a predicted model, not a curated record. The transcript has 4 exons. NCBI's taxonomy places the organism in Eukaryota, Metazoa, Nematoda, Chromadorea, Rhabditida, Ancylostomatidae.